This is a messenger RNA of Plectropomus leopardus (leopard coralgrouper), 1316 nucleotides long. It is a transcript of the gene rdh14b, whose product is annotated as retinol dehydrogenase 14b. The record is from RefSeq and is a predicted model, not a curated record. NCBI's taxonomy places the organism in Eukaryota, Metazoa, Chordata, Actinopteri, Perciformes, Serranidae.
AGAAAUUAAGAAGUAGGGAGUAUUUCCGGGGUAAUUUUGUAACUUGGAUACAUAAUACACCGUGCCACCGUCCGUGUCUGCUGACCUGUCACCGGCGCGCUCUCAUGUCCGCUGCGGUGUUGGUGGCCGCUGUGGUCGGCGGCGGGGUCCUGUUCCUCAUGCGCCGUUUGUUCCCCCGGCAGAAAGCCGUGGAGCUGCUCCGGUAUCCCGCCGACACCAUGCGAGGAAAGACGGUUAUCGUGACCGGGGCUAACUGCGGGAUAGGGAAGGCCCUGGCCGGGGAGCUGCUGAAGCUCCGUGCCCGGGUCAUCAUGGCCUGUCGGGACAAGCGGAGCGCAGAAGAGGCGGCCGAGGACAUCAAGAGACAAGCGGGGCCGGAGCAGGAGCAGGGGGAGGUGGUCAUCAAACACCUGGACCUGGCCUCUCUGAGAUCAGUACGGAAAUUCUGUCAGGAAAUGAAUGAGGAAGAGUCCAAGAUUGACGUGCUGAUCAACAACGCAGGACUCUACCAGUGUCCCUACACAAAGACAGAGGACGGUUUUGAGAUGCAGCUGGGUGUGAAUCACCUGGGUCACUUCCUCCUCACUCACCUCCUGCUGGACCUCCUGAAGACCUCGGCUCCCAGCCGCAUCGUCGUGGUUUCCUCCAAGCUGUACAAGUAUGGCCACAUCAACUUUGACGACCUGAACAGUGAAAAUAAUUACAAUAAGGCGUUCUGCUACAGUCAGAGCAAGUUGGCCAACCUGCUGUUCACGCUCGAGCUGGCUCGCCAGCUGGAGGGCACGGGGGUCACGGUGAACGCUCUCACCCCGGGCAUCGUGAGGACCAGACUGGGCCGGCAUGUUCAAAUCCCUCUCCUGGCAAAGCCGCUGUUCUACCUCGCCUCGCUGGUCUUCUUCAAGAGCCCGUUGGAAGGGGCCCAGACUCCCCUCUAUCUGGCUUGUUCCCCCGAUGUGGAGGGAGUGUCGGGGAAGUGUUUCGCUAACUGUGAGGAGGAGGAGCUGAUGACCAAAGCUACAGAUGAACAGGCAGCCAAGAAACUGUGGGACGUCAGCAGGAGGAUGGUUGGGCUCGCUAACUGAGCAGAGUCCUGCUCUGUGGAUGGGACUUAAUGUGUUCUUGGACAAAAUAUUUAAUCUCUAGCAGCUCCACAGACACACUGCUCUCUGGGCUUAUGAACAGACAGUCUGCCACCUUGGAGAUAUAAAUAACUGAAUGACAUGUUGUGCCAAUGAAGAGUGUAAAUUUGUGAGGGCUGAGUGUGCAAUGCAGCGGCUUGAACAGAGCAUGUAUAUGGCUUUGAAUUAAAAAAUGUU